UUUGUUGUUGCAGGCAUGAUAGCAGAGCAGUUUGUUCCUGACGGGCCCCAUCUGAAGUUGUAUAACUAUGAGGAAAAGCAUUGGGACCACCUGAUGAACUGGCAGCAUGCAACUAUGUAUCUUUUCUAUGGCAUCUCAGGGAUUGUGGACAUUAUAGUCCAUAUAACUCCUGCAGUGCCAUUAGCCCUUGACAGGCUCAUGCUUGCCAUUGCAGUCUUCAUUGAAGGUUUUUUGUUUUAUUACCAUGUUCAUGGUCGUGCGAUGCUUGACAUUCAUGUGCACAUCCUGCUAUUGGUGGCAGUGUUUGGCGGUUCCCUUAGCAUCUUUCUUGAAGUCUUCCUCCGGGGCAAUAUAGUACUGGAACUUUUGAGGACAAGCCUUUGUAUACUGCAGGGCAGCUGGUUCUGGCAGAUUGGAUUUAUUCUGUAUCCUCCAAAUGGAAGCCCUGAAUGGGAUCAAACUAGUCAUGACAAUAUGAUGUUUAUUACCAUGUGCUAUUGUUGGCAUUACGCUAUUUCACUCCUCAUUGUGGCUCUUAGCUAUGCAAUUGUCAGUUGGGUGAUUCAUACAAAGUUAAAAAAGGUCGAGCCUCUGGAGAUGGGACUGUUGAAGUCAUCAGAAAAAGAUCAAGAAGUUGAGGAUGAAAUAUAGCCUGAUAAAUAUUGUAGUUUGCUACCAUUAUGCCUUCUUUAUGUAUAUAUUCUUAUAGAAUCUUUAAUAUUUUCUGAUGUUAAACCCUUUCAUAAGCCUAAACCUGUGUCUACAAAGGAGCAAAUGUAUUCAACAAUAUCUGUUUUGGAUUGAAAUGGGUACAUUUCUUUUACUGCUGUCUUUUAUUCAUAUCAAAUCAACUAGUGAAAAGGGUGAUAUUUAUGAUCUUUACAAUAAUCAAAACUUGAUCCUGAUUUCCAAUAGUUUCAGUGACAGGUGAAGGGGAAAUGCACACUUUUGUACUUGACGGCUUGUCUUUUAUUUUCUAUGUUUAAAAACUCCUAUCUAAGAAUUAACAAGGCCUGAAAGAAAGUAGUAAUCUUUUUGAUAAUAAUGCUUCAGAAGAAGUAGAGCAAAGAAAGAGCACAGGGAUGAAAUUGAUUUAUACCAAUAAUGCAGAAAGGACUUAUAUUAAAUCUGCAUCCUAUCAUACAUCCAUUAAAAAAGAGAAUUCAGUUUCGAUUAAAAUGGGCUGCCAAGUUAUCAUGAGUUCAUUUUGUACUAUUGUCUUUUCAAGAGUCAAAGGAAGAUUUCAGUGCUCAAAACUAUAAUCAGUGAAAAUGGUGAUUUAAAAAUUACAUACUACAAAUUAAAAAGUGUAGACAACUUCUAUUACAGCAUUACUUCAGUCCAAAUUCUAAUCCUUAAAUCCACACCAAUGACUGAGGUGAUAUAAAAUUCAGUUUGUGACUCUGAAGUCACAAUGUCUGAUUUAAAAGAAUUGUAAUAUUUUAAUUUUAGAUGUGCCCCUGUUACAGUAAACAUUUGAGCUUUGAAAAUGUUACCCAGAGACAAAUAUAUAUGAAGUUGUUUGACAUUACAAAGAAGAUUGAAAUUCUAUCCUUUCUGAAAACCUGCAAUAUACUUUCUUAUAUAGUCUAGCUUCAUUCACUCCACUGACAAACACACUGACCCAGUGCUCAGCCAUGAUUAAAUGUCAUAAAUCAUUGAGGUUGAAAUUGCUUAUCGUAGAGUGUUUCUUGUUCAUGUGAUGUUUCUGGCAGUUACAAAUCAAAUUUAAAUAGUGCAAAUUUCAUAAAAACAAUUAAAUAAAGAUCACAAGAAUGCAAUUGGUUUUAUUUCACUCAUCUAGAUACUGUGAACUAGCAAGCUGUAUUACAUACAUUGCAAAAGGAAAUUGAAAGCAAUGUAAAACAGACUGCACAGUCACUAUGAACCCAUUUCAUGCUAUUGUCAAAAACAAAAUUUCACCCUAGCACAUGCUUGAAGAGUCUGCAAUAGCAUCAUUGCAAAGAUUUUUUUCAGAACUACAUUCUGAAGCAAUAUUUGAUAUCAAAGGGGAAGGACUUCACUUUGUGAAGCAAAAUUACAAAUAUGUUCUUUAGUUUCUGCUUUUGUUACAAAUAGCAAAUAAAAACACAUACACACUCAUACAUUAGUCAUACAAACUAGCAUUAAAAACAAUCAUCUUUAUUUCCACUUGAGAAAUUAUGGGUUCCCAGAAUUGUCCAAGGGUUUCCUUGUUCAGCCACCAUAGGUUUAGUGGAAUGCUCAUACAGACCAUCUGAAUGGGUUUUAUGUCAAAGUUGCCCUGACUGAGAAGCUUAAUUAUUGAACCAUAUACUGUUCUAUUGCUUAAAUUUUCUGUUAGAUUAUUUCACUCCAUAUAUUCUGAAGGUUAUAAAGGUUAAGCGUCAGUGUCUAUUAUUUAAUGCAGUAGUGUUUAAGCAAUCUUUUAAAGGGAAGAAAUUCCAUAAAAGUGUCAAUCUUAAUGUUCUUUAACACCUCCUUUAGAAUUAAAACUUUAUUACAAAUCUUUUUACAAAAUAAAACCCAUGAUACCCACGACUGACUUAAAAGUAGUGGCCAAUGCUUGAAAUAUAAGUACUUGCUGAAUAGCAUUUGGUAACAAUGUGCAAAUUCUAUAACGAAAACCCUAUAUUGUGUGACAAAAAAAAAAAUCUUCCUUGUAAAUAACAUAUUUUAUACCAACUAUUUCAUUGAAGAUUCAUUUUAGUUAGUCAGAAUUUGACAUAAAAUGAAAUCUAUAUCGGAAAUGGAAGUUAUAACUGUGAUCCAGUAGCAUAAUAAGUUCCCUUCAAGUAUAAUGGUGCAUCCUGAUAUUACACUUUGCUGCAGCUUUGAAGCAUAUUUAUUUAUAUCCUUGUUAUUAAGUUUUUUGAGGAGAUAAGGAAAUGUGACAGUUUUUUUAAAAUCAGGGCUAAUAUAAGCCAUUCAUCCUGAUGGCAUUUAUCUUUAAAUAGUUAUUAUUAUUUAAUGUUUUCCCCCUUCUUCUCCAAACAAUGAGAUUCUCCUUGACGUUACAGCAUUACAUUCCAAGCACCGGCAUCAAAUCUGAACCACUUUCUGGACUCACAUUCAAGCCCACAUGUUGUCCUUAAGCAAAGACUUACAAUUUCUCUGGAAUGCUAACCUGAAGCAGAUGGUUCCACUACCAGAAACUUAGGUUCGCAUACUGUUUAAAAAAAAAUGCUCUUUCUGUGUGGUGUGUCAGUCAUUUAGAAUGAAUCUACAACAUGCGGUGAACAGAAAUCCCUUAUUGGAAGGGUGAAGUCUGGGCCAUCCUCCAAAGUUUGAUAUCUUUUCCAUGCAUGUCUGCACUUUAGGACCUGUACACAAUCUCAAGAUGUAGAAAAAUGUGUUGCACAGUCAAAGAAAUAAAUCAUUAAAAUCAACAAGUUUUAUUAAAUAUCACCACUUAGCUGUGAUGUUUCCUUUAGUGAAUUGUUUAUCAUAAUAAAGUGAACCUUACAGGUCAGGAAACCCAUGAAUCUGUGACAGGCUACCACCAUUACUGAAAGUCAGAUUAUAGCCAGCACCAGACACUUCCCAAACAUAAUUACAAAAAUCAGAAUCUAUCUAUUCAAAACUUCCUACUUGAUCCCCUCAUUGAAUCAGCUAGCUAAAAUUAUAAUCAGCCAGCAAAAGCUGGACAGCAAUUACCAACAGCCAGUCAGUGGCACCCAACUUUAGAUAAUCAAUUCACAGCUAAAUUGGGUGGACUGGAAGAUGAAGUGUUUGGAGGAAGUUGAGGGAUUAGUAAUCAAGGGAGUGUUUGGAAGCUAGUCUCUCAAAGAAAUUGAAUUAACAGCUGAAACUACUACCAUCUACCUCAGAGAUGGAAAAAAGCUCAGUGCACUAUUACGUUGCCAAGAACCAUGCUUACAUGGAGUUGAAGGUAGCCCAUGAGAUGAGAGAAGUGUGCUUCAUAGCCUGGCUGUAGGUAACUUCAAUAGGGCCUACAAGUAUCUUCAGUUUCCCUGUUGGGAUUAAAGGGUAUUUUCUCCCACCCCAUUCCCCUAUUCAUUGUCGUAAUACUUGCAUUCCUUCCCAGUCUAGGUUGGCACAGUGUCCUACCCCUGCUUCCCCAAAGUUGCCAGUUGAUCCCUAUUCUGCCAUUUCUAAUUGGACUCCCUACGCUGUCAUUGCCUUUCCUCCUCCAACAACAAAACUCUGAGUUACUCUUCCCACAUUCCACUGCCAAAGUAAAUGCCACCAUUAUCUGCUUUAACCCUAUCUGAAUGGUGAUGCUGCUCCUAUUUAAUUCUGGUACUAUCCUGGUAAAAGAUGAAUUGAUUGAUGGUUACAUGUUAUG
Messenger RNA from Rhincodon typus (whale shark), 4288 nucleotides. It is a transcript of the gene tmem45a, whose product is annotated as transmembrane protein 45a. NCBI's taxonomy places the organism in Eukaryota, Metazoa, Chordata, Chondrichthyes, Orectolobiformes, Rhincodontidae. The transcript is spliced from 4 exons. The annotation marks the transcript as partial. The record is from RefSeq and is a predicted model, not a curated record.